Anneissia japonica is the source of this 3313-nucleotide messenger RNA. Its product is annotated as GPN-loop GTPase 3-like. The record is from RefSeq and is a predicted model, not a curated record. The transcript is spliced from 9 exons. The coding region runs from base 179 to 1012 and encodes 277 amino acids. Gene Ontology annotation, molecular function: GTPase activity. NCBI's taxonomy places the organism in Eukaryota, Metazoa, Echinodermata, Crinoidea, Comatulida, Comatulidae.
GCGCUAGACAGAAGCAUCGCCAUAUUACGCUCGUGUGAAUCGUGGUAGUAAAGGGUGGCGACUUACUUUACUUUCUCCAACCUUCCAAAAAAAAAAACGCCUGCUCCUGCUCUACUGUAGGCUACUAUUGAUUUUUUUCCUGAACACCAUUGACUGAAUUUGCUGUUAUUGUGAUAAAAUGCCUCGAUAUGCUCAGAUUGUCAUGGGCCCCGCUGGUAGUGGAAAGUCAACCUAUUGUAGCCGUAUGCUGCAGCACUUUGAGAAUAGUCGUAGGACAGCAUUUAUUAUAAAUCUUGACCCAGCAGCAGAGUACUUCAGCUAUCCUGUAUUAGCUGACAUUCGUGAACUAAUUGAGGUGGAUGACGUUAUGCAAGAUUCCACACUGAGUCUUGGGCCCAAUGGAGGUUUGGUGUUUUGUAUGGAGUAUUUUGCAAAGAAUUUUAAUUGGCUUGAGGAGCAAAUUGGAGAAACUGAUGGCGAUUACUUCAUCUUUGAUUGUCCUGGUCAGAUUGAAUUAUACACGCACAUUCCUGUGAUGAGGCAGCUGGUUGAAUGUCUUCAGAGCUGGGACUUCCGACUAUGUGGCUUGUUCCUCAUUGAUUCACAAUUUAUGGUGGACACAGCUAAAUUCUUCUCUGGAACAAUGUCAGCUCUGUCAACAAUGGUGAAUCUUGAAAUACCACAUGUCAACAUAAUGACUAAGAUGGACUUGCUUAGUGCCGAAGACCAAAAUACAGUUGAAAAAUAUCUUGAUCCAGACACCAAUUCGCUGGUAGCCGAUCUCAAAACAAACAGCAAGAAGUUUCAGAAGUUGAAUGAAGCAAUUGCUACACUGAUUGAUGACUACUCACUGGUGAAGUUCACUCCUCUGAACUACAACAACGAGGAAUCUAUUGAGGAGCUGCUCCUCACUAUUGACAUGACCUUACAAUAUGAUGAGGAUCAAGAGGUACGGCCUCCGCCUGAUAUUGACCCUGAUGAUGAUAUUGACUCAGGUGUUGCAGAAGGGUGAAGCAUUGCUUGGGAAACUACUACUGUAGCAUCAAAGUUACUAAAGCUAAGCUGGAUGUUGCCCGCCGAUUGCUGACACACCUGACCACAGGUGAAUCGGUCAUGCGUAACUAAGUUCAUGGCCUUUGAUCUUUAAUGCCAUGCCAUCCUGUAAACCAUCAAAUAUAAUUGGGUCCUUCAACUUCAAAAGUUCUAAUUUGAUUACGAUUCACUAGCUGUAGAAAAAAUAUUUUUUAAAAAAACCAAAUAUGAUUACAGCUUCAAUCUUAAGUUACUUCUAAGUUUCUACAGAUGAUUUACUUCUAAAAAGCGUCAGGAGUAAAAUGUGCUACUUCCACAUAUAAAAGGAAUGUAAGGAAUGCCCACUCAGGGCCUGUUUAUACAACACGCCAUUAGUACACCCCUUAUCAGCACAGCAAACUUAAGAGUGUUGUAUAAACGAGUUUGGAUUCUGUGUGAUUACAAAAUCAUCUGGAAAAGAGGCUAUGGAAUCGCCAUAUUUGAUCGGUGACCCAGGCAAUGGCUACUUGUUUUCGUCAGGCUGCAGCGAGCGGUAAUUAACUCAACUCGAUAAGUCGCUAACAAGAUAAGAGUUUAUUUGGCCAGGUUGGUAAAAUAACAAUUAUCAACAAUGCUUUCUGGUAUCGCAGUACAUUUGAAAUGUUACAUAAUAGAAUUUGAUUGAUUUUCUUGUAUUUUAUCUUUUUGUUGGUUUUAUUGAUCUUGAAUUUCUUUUAGUACUGUAAUUUUAAUUUUUAUUUGUAUAUUUCUGUUAUAGACCUUACUUUUAAGGCCUUUUUGUUAAUUUUCUUUGUUAUGGAUGCACCGCCAAGCAACUGAGUGCCUCUGAUAUAAAAGUGUAUAUCCGAAUAAAUAAUUAUUAUUAAAGAUAGAUGGAUAGAUAAAACAAGCGCAAAUUGUCGUUUUUGUCUGGUUCUUGCUGCAAGAGUAUGGUAUUCCCCAUCCGUUCGUCUGUCCGAUAAGCAUCUGAAAUUCUCUUCUCUGAUUCUGAUGGUACUCAAACGUUAGCAAUGGUAAAUAAAAUGAUCGGUGAAGUAACAACAAAAUAGGAUUACAGGAGGGAAUAUUAACACAAUCAACAGUAAAAAAUCAACUCUUCAAAAACAAACCGCACAAAUUCAGCAGAGGUAGGAUUGCAUUGUUGGUGUGACAUUACAUUGUGUGCUAAAGUAGUACAUAGUGCCAUAUGAUACUUUCGGUGUGUAACACUCGUAAUGGCGUGUUGUAUAAACGGCUAAGUUUGGAGCCUAGGCUCAUCUUGGGCAGUGAAAUAUGUUCAUGGUCGUAACACCGUGUGCAUGUUUAGUGUGUUGUAUAAACACAACCUUAGAAUAUCCCCGUGUGCAUACACUUACUGUACUGCAGAGGUCAUAACUGAAUACAGCCUAGAUUAUGACCUCCAAUUUUCAGAGACAACGAAAGUAUCAUUUCCGGACAAAUACAUUGUUACUUCUAAGCUUUGAAGUAAAAGAACAUUGUGUUCUUGGUAAGCAUCUUGUGGACGCUCUUCUGCAAUAACACGCACAUAUUUGUCUGUUGUAAAUUUACUUCAGACUGAAGGCUAGUAUUACAUAAUUUACAAGUGUGGUUUCUUGAAUGAAUGAUGUUUCUUGCGAAGUGGCCUGUAUAAUUACUUGGUAGUACUGUAUCUCUCUGACUUGUCUUGUCUGCAGUGAUUCUUUACACACUGCUUUUAUUCAUAGCAUAAUGCACACCAGCUACAACACUGGAAGUAAUUGGUGACUACUUAUGCUGAUGUUACAGUAUUUCCAAUAGCUUUUAUUUAUUUAUUUAUUUUUAUUUAUUUAUUUUUUUUGUUACAUAUUCCUCCUUUGUUUUACCGUCUUAUGUUAAAGCAUUUUAUUACAUUGUAUGCAUUCUUCUGCAUUUUCCUGGAAAAAUAGUUAUACAUGUAAAGGGUUUAGGGGUCAUCCAUAAUUAUCAACAUUUUCAAAAGAGUACAAAACAUACUCUUUUCUGUUACCCCCUCCCCUCCCCUUAACUCAUGUAAUGUCAUAAAAAUAAGUUUCAGCCAUUAUGGAAAAAAUAAAUAAAUUACAGAGCUAUAAGAAUAAUCAGUCUUUCUGUCUGUAUGUGGGACCCAUUAUAAUUACGGAGUUGUCAAGAUGAUACCGGCAACUGAUGCAGUUUGUAAUGAAUAAGUCAAAUGUCCACAGUUCUUGCACUCUCAACUUUAUCUCCUUGCAAUAUUUAUUAAUGAGGCAACCGCCUUGACUAUAUUUUAUGUGCCGCCUAUUAAAAGCAUUUUUUUUAUUAUUAA